AUGUCUUGUUCUUCAGUAAAAGAAUUGUGCGAUGUCAGCAAUCGGUUUCUCAUAGAACUAUUCCAUUGCCACGCGAAAGAUGAUAUAUAUCCUGGAGAAGGAAUCAUCAACAUGUUGUUCGAGGCCGGCUGCAGAGCCGAGCCUACGUUUGGUGAAGACGGUAGGGCAGUGCUGCAGCUCACGACUGCAAUACAUUCAAUAGCAAGGCACCACGCGAAUGAUUCCGGGCAAAAGUGGAAUAGGACCAUCAAGGAACUAUUUCGAGUUGUAUACAACAGAUACGACUUGAAUUACGUCGACCAGAACGGCCUGUCGCAUUUCCAUGUGGCUUGCAUGUUCGGCUGCGAGGCAGUGGUGAUGAAAUUUUUCGAUGCCGGUCAACAUCCCGAUUGUCUACCUAGUGAACCAACCACGCGCUCACUCCAAGUCACUCCGCCGAUACAUUUAGCUCUGGAGUACGAGCACUACGAAUUGGUGGAGUUGCUACUGUUAAACGGCGCCGAUUCGAACGCUUUGGACAAAGUGGGCCAUUCACCACUGUAUUACGCCGUGAUUAGAUUGUUGCCGAAUGUGGUCGAUCUACUUCUGGAUCGAGGGGCUGAUCUAACGACCUUCGUUUUUCCUCUUCGAUGUAUAUACAAGCGAUUUUGUACAAGAAUGAAGAAAAGUAUGGUUACUUACAACUUAGCAGAAGUGUCUAGUGUUAUAGUUAUCCUUGAAAGCCUACAAGACCACGGCUACACGCUGACGCGAAGCGAGGCCUUAACUAUCUUUCAAUUUUUCAACAAGUUCAGAUUUUUCCAGCAGUCGUGUGGAAUCAAGGAUCAUCUCGAGAAGCAAAAGUUCGUGAGCAUGGCCAAGCGAACGAUGAUAAAUCCGAGUGUGUCGCUUUACCAACUGAUCAAGCUGUCACAACAUAAGCCCUCCAAACGAGUCACGUAUCAAGAUUACUUGGAGUUUGCGAACUCGGAGGAACAUCGAAACAUGUAUAGCAGAAAGGAUUGCGACGCCUACCUGUGCAAAAUAUUGGCGAAGAAGUUUUUCCGGCGAUGGGCACCUUUUCCAGGCUUCAAGCAAUUAUUGCAACCAUCUCACAUUUAUUCUCCGACUCAUCUUUUAAAAAUCAGGCAAGCUAACAGUUUUGAGCAAGCGACAUUUUUGGUUUGUCUAUUGCUAGGAUUGGGCUACGACGCUUACGUCGUUAGUGGAUACGCUUCGCGUGAAGUAAGCUUAUGCGACAGACGAAACCACGUGUGCCCUUAUUUGCCGCCAUCAGAACUCAAAGUUACGGAAGAGGUUAAUGUGGAUAAAAGUAAAUAUCGACCUAAAUCGCCACCAGACUUUAGUAGUAAAUUUUUGAAAGCAAUCGAAGACGAUCGAAUACGAAAAGAAGAAGAGGAAAUCCAUCGUAAAGAAGAGGAAAGACAACGAAUGAUUGUGGAGCUGGAAAGACCUAAGCCUGACCAGCUUUUUGGUCAACGAGUUCACGCAUGGGUGCUAGUACUCCCUAAUGAACAGAACACAAAUAUUAAGGAGCCAACUUUUAUUGAAGCCUCGACUGGAUCAAUUCAUAAAACAGUAGAUCCUAUGACAGCUAAUUCGUACCUCGGUAUCGAAAGUAUCUGGAAUGGAUGCAAUUAUUGGGUUAACAUGCAGGAUUGCAGCGAGGCUUGCACAAAAUUAAAUUGGGAUCUUAGUAAUCCGAAGUACUGGGAGCAUUUAUUAGCUGGAGAACCCGCAAAUAUGAGAAAUAUUGAUGACGACGACAAUGAGGAAGAGAGUGAAGAAGCAAAAAUACGUCGUGACUUCCACAUGGUGAUGCCUGCAUCAUAUGUCGAUCGCAUUGAAAUUCCGUACAAAAAUUACGAAGAACAGUAUCCUUGUGGCCACAAAACAAUUCUUUAUAAAAAAGCUAAGGUUGAACUUUUCAGUCCGUAUUCUCGGACCGAUGGAUUGAUAGAAUCUGUAACACUCUACGAAGAUUAUGAUUAUAAAACAGCAACAACUGUAUAUGAGAAAUUUUCUAACCGAGAAGAUCAUCUCAUAAAAACCGAAAAAUACUUAUUCAAGGAUAUUGUUGUCGAUCAUUAUGAAAUAGGUCGAUCAGAUAAUUGCAAGCGUCACCAAUAUGGAUUGAACAGCCGAUGUGUCGCCGAUGAAGAAAGAAUUCUCGAGUUUCACGACGGUAAAAGGCUUGACGAACUAUUUCGUAUACAUAUGCAACCUUUGUGUUUGACCCAAGAAUACAAAAAUCGUGAAGAUCGAUUACAUCACCGUUUUGCUGAAUAUAAUCCAUUCAACGAUGGUAAUGUUGAUCAAGAUGUAAAUUAUCGCUCGAUAUUGAAAAUUGUCGAAAAAUUUGAAAGAAAUGAAGAAAUUUCAGAUUUUCAAGAUGUUUACAUGAGAGAAUUUGAUUUUAUUGAAAAUGAAAUUAGACUAACAUACCACUACAGAGGUGGUCAAUAUACUCAAGCUACCCGAACAUUUUUGAAGCCUCCAGUUUCCGAAAGAGGUGAUCGCCUGGUAUUCUUGCCUGAAAUGACUCAUGGCUACGACCCGGAUCCAAUGGCGCCUACUCUGAAUUUUGACGAUUUGAUUAUUGAGCUCGAAAAACAAUUGCAUGAAGAAGAGGUUUCGACGAUAGAAGUACGUGGAUGUGAGUCGGAAAUACAUCAAUUUUUGCAAGUUCGAUCUAAAGAGUACUCCAAACCUAAAUUAAAAAUUUCUAAAUUCGAUCCGAUUCGAAAUCAAAAGGCAAAACAUGGGCUAGCAGCAAAGGAAGAAAAAAUGUUGGCUCAAAGCAUGCGUGAAGUUGAAAAAGAUAUCGAUUUUUUGAGUCCUUACUUUGCACGACUAGGAAAAGUUGAACGCUUGUCCAAAAAAGAAGCUAUGCAAAUCAAAGAAAAUUGCAUUAACGAUUUUAAGCAGAUUUCAAUUGAUAGAGCUAAUAGUAUAUUACGAGAUUUUAAAAACUGUAAUAAGGAAUUAGAAAAAUUACAAACUUUAUUGACUCGGCAAUCUGUUCAUUUGAAUAAAGAGGAUAAGGAACUUUUGUUUGAACAAGCGAAUGAAAUGAAUAGAAAAAUGAUAGCUAUGGAGGUAAGAUUAAACCGACAUCGGGAAUUAGUUCCAAAAAGAUACCGUAAACUCAUAGAAACUCUCAACGAUAGUAUUCAGCUUUCUGAUAUUGUACGCGAUCAAUAAAAUAAAACAAAAAUUAAAUUGAGGUUGUA
This is a messenger RNA of Trichogramma pretiosum, 3233 nucleotides long. RefSeq names its product dynein regulatory complex subunit 7. Gene Ontology annotation, cellular component: motile cilium. Gene Ontology annotation, molecular function: protein binding. NCBI's taxonomy places the organism in Eukaryota, Metazoa, Arthropoda, Insecta, Hymenoptera, Trichogrammatidae. The transcript is spliced from 10 exons. Bases 1 to 3204 code for a protein of 1067 amino acids. The record is from RefSeq and is a predicted model, not a curated record. Gene Ontology annotation, biological process: flagellated sperm motility.